UUUAUCUCUUACUAUCUCUGAGUAAUAUUAUUACACCUAGUUUUCGUGUUGGUGAACACAAUGGUGCAUCCAAGUGAAUUACUCCGAACAAAUUCAAAUGAGACGAGAACUUUUUCAGCACCACGUGCUGAAUACCAGUUAGACUGUGGCCUCAGCAAUUUACCGAUACUUACUAGAUGUUGUAAUUUAGAAAGAUUUGCCGAAAUAAAGGUAUUUCUGGGUGUUUUAUCACUAGUCGGGUUUCUCCAGGGUGUUACGUUAACAUACUUCCGGGAAACGGCUAAACUGUGGGGGAAACACUACAAUAUAUCACAAGAAAAUAUCGAUUGGCUAAUUUAUACAAACGAAUUCUUUAUUGGAAUUUUCGCGCUCGUGGUGGCAUACUACGGAAACAAAAUUCAUCGAGUUUCUUGGAUCGGAGGUUUGACUAUAUUCCAAGCGAUAUCCUCUGCACUUUUGCUAGUUCCCGAAGUUUAUCGGAAGAAUUAUGAAGAACAGAAGACUAUCACAGACCUCAAUUUAUGCGUCCCUCAUAUUUCAUCUACUACACCAAAAGAUACUGAGCUAAAUUACAUAGCAUUGACAGUUUUGAUCGUAUAUCAGAUAUUGUUUGCCAUGGCAUCCAUUUCCUUUAUAUCGCACGGUAUGACAUAUUUGGAUGACAACUCAUCUGCGAAAACUAGCGCCGGCUAUAUAGGUAUCGCACUAGCCUUUAGAGAACUAGGAAAACAAGCAGGCCUAUACUUCUCCUGGAUACCCGCUUACGUCAAAACGAACUCAAUUUUUGCGUCCCCAGUAUGGCUGUGUAUAGCAUCCGCCGUGUUCAUUUCCGGGGCACUAAUCGCAAUGUUUCCAAAAAGCAUGCCUUCAACGUUAGUCCGCGCAUUCUCAGCUUCCCUCGUCGACCUAGCUUCCGGUCAUGCAAUGCGUCCCCAAAAACAACCCAAAGUGGAUGGAUUUUUCAAAACACUGUUCCGCCUACUCAAAAAUAAGAUCCUAAUGGUGAACAUAUUUUGUGCGGUGUUCAUGCAAUCAGGCCUUGUCAAUUUUAACAUUUUCGAAAAGUAUUUUAACCAAGCGCGGUUUCAAAUCGCGUAUGACAACGACACGUCGUACACUCAGUUUACGACGAAUAUCUUGAAGCAGCCUUUGGUGGCCAUUUCCAUAGUUGCUGCUGGGUUUCUGACUGCGAAAACGAAACCGCAUUUACAGUCUCUGGUCAAGUGGAAUAUAGUUGCUAUAAUACUUGUGAUUAUAUUUUUCGGUAGUACUGCUUUUUUGAGAUGUGAACCUAAGACCAAGUACGACCAUACGUUCGAAAGGAAUAAUAUUAACAAGGACUGUCACUGUACUGAUGGAGAAUUCCAACCUGUAUGUGUGAACGAGAAAACUUAUUAUUCACCAUGUUUCGCCGGUUGCAUGGAAGUUAACACAGUUAAUUCCAGAAAAACCUACAUCAAGUGUCAUAGCAACCAUAACAAACAGGCAGCAGAUGGUCCUUGCAACGAAACAACAUGUGUUUUGUUUUAUGCGUUAUCACAAGUUAACCGUGUCAUCACCACCGCUUUAUUAGCGUCCACUCUUGUAACAAACUUGAUCAUCAACAUGAGAUGCAUCUUAUCAAAAGACAAGGCAACAGCGUUAGGACUUGAAGCUACUUUCAUAGCUCUAAUUACAUACUUACCUGUUAGAGCGAUCUAUGGAACCGUCGCAGAGCACUAUUGCGUCUACCCCAAAAGGAACAGAUCAGUAUGUAGACUCUAUUCUAAAGAUUUUGCAACGUUUCUAUCCCUAUGUACUAUUGGGUUUAUGGUUUUGUCUCUGCUACUAGCUUGCGUUGUGUUGAUUUUUCUAAAACUGUAUCCUGUUGUCGACCGAGGCAACGACGAUGAAGAAGAUGAAGACGAUGAAAAUCCUCCUGUUGAGUUAAGAGAAAUGCAAACCCCACCCGAUGAAAGAAAUCGAUUGAUGAGUGACCAAAGUCGCGAUGAGGUUGAUCAAGGACGUUUGCAGAAGUCGGGCUCUGCACACUCAAUCUCCGACUCGCUGCUAGAAAUGGAAAAUGUGGGAGAUGAUCAUGAUUCUAUUGACUCAUCGUCGCAUUUGGAUGACGUACGGGUACAACGCAGUCGAGUAAUAGAAAGUGAUUUAUAAUUAGGAUAUAUACAACCAGUAUUUAUUUACAAGACUACUUACUCCAAAAGACUCAAGAAAUUACAAUGAUUCAUUUGUUAGCUGGCUAAAUCCUCUAGUUCGAGUUCAAUUUCUUCGUCAAAUAUUUUUAAUCCUUUUACGAAAAACCAGACACCCGCAUCGAAAAGAGUUCCAAUCAAGACGAACGUCGCCGCGGUGAAAUUCAUUGUGUAUCUUAAGGUUUUUCCAUUAUAUAACCAACAGUUUCCAUUUCCGGUACAAGUCUUUCCCCACACCAGACAGGCCUUAUCUGGAAAGAAUUCAAGUGACAACGGACUAUAUCGCUCUCUAUUAUUUGUCUAACCUAAGAUUAUUCCGAAGAGGAUGGGCGAAGGAACGAAAGCGCAAAGACUCAUUAGCAUCAGACCGAAACCCAUUGCCACAGGUUUAUCCUUUUCUUCCACACACCUGCAUAUUUAAUUUCACGACGUUAGAUCUGUUAGUUUUACAAUAAAUCGUUAAAAAGUACAAAA
Messenger RNA from Zophobas morio, 2666 nucleotides. Its product is annotated as solute carrier organic anion transporter family member 2A1-like. The coding region runs from base 61 to 2154 and encodes 697 amino acids. The transcript has 7 exons. Gene Ontology annotation, cellular component: plasma membrane. Gene Ontology annotation, biological process: sodium-independent organic anion transport; transmembrane transport. NCBI's taxonomy places the organism in Eukaryota, Metazoa, Arthropoda, Insecta, Coleoptera, Tenebrionidae. The record is from RefSeq and is a predicted model, not a curated record.